AUCACCCUCUCUUUGAGCUGCAGCAGCUGCCAUUUGCCUCUCUCUCGCUUACUGCCUCCAAAAUCGAAAGGCAAAAUCUAGGGUUUUGAUUGAAGCCAUGGCAGACAAAGCAGUUACCAUUCGUACCAGGAAGUUCAUGACAAAUCGUCUUCUUUCAAGGAAGCAAUUUAUCAUUGAUGUUCUUCAUCCUGGCAGAGCCAAUGUUUCUAAGGCAGAAUUGAAGGAGAAGCUGGCAAGUUUGUAUGAGGUGAAGGACACAAAUACAAUCUUUGUGUUCAAGUUUAGGACACAUUUUGGAGGUGGGAAAUCCACUGGAUUUGGGUUGAUUUAUGAUACAGUUGACAAUGCAAAGAAGUAUGAGCCGAAGUAUAGGCUUAUUAGGAAUGGGCUUGCCACUAAGGUUGAGAAGUCAAGGAAGCAAUUGAAGGAGAGAAAGAACAGAGCCAAGAAAGUCCGCGGAGUAAAGAAGACAAAGGCUGGAGACGCUGCAAAGAAGAAGUAGGGAGUUUGUGAUAGUUUUUAAGCGCCCAGAUUCACCAGGGGGGAUUUCUUCAGUCUUGUUCUCAAUCAUUUAGGUAUUCUUCAGAUGGAACAUUUCUUUUUUGCGUGGAUGCUGGUGUCAGUUUUUAGUUAAAUUCUCUGAUUUCGAGCACUAUCAGUGGACAAGUUUUGGAACACUGAACAGUUAGAUCCCAUGCUGAAAUUUGAAGGCUAUAACUUCUGGAUUCGUUACCUGGAUGUGACGAUCUAUUUCAUCA
Populus trichocarpa (black cottonwood) is the source of this 758-nucleotide messenger RNA. RefSeq names its product 40S ribosomal protein S24-1. Bases 98 to 502 code for a protein of 134 amino acids. Gene Ontology annotation, biological process: translation. NCBI's taxonomy places the organism in Eukaryota, Viridiplantae, Streptophyta, Magnoliopsida, Malpighiales, Salicaceae. The transcript has 5 exons. Gene Ontology annotation, cellular component: ribosome. Gene Ontology annotation, molecular function: structural constituent of ribosome. The record is from RefSeq and is a predicted model, not a curated record.